Sipha flava (yellow sugarcane aphid) is the source of this 1048-nucleotide messenger RNA. It is a transcript of the gene Seipin, whose product is annotated as seipin. NCBI's taxonomy places the organism in Eukaryota, Metazoa, Arthropoda, Insecta, Hemiptera, Aphididae. The transcript has 5 exons. The record is from RefSeq and is a predicted model, not a curated record. Gene Ontology annotation, cellular component: endoplasmic reticulum membrane. Gene Ontology annotation, biological process: lipid droplet organization; lipid storage. The coding region runs from base 1 to 957 and encodes 318 amino acids.
AUGAAAAUGUUCGGCGUGAAACGGAUGAUCGACGAUAGGGUUAAAAACGUCAAAAAAAUGGUCAACGACAUGGUAACCGACGCGGUGGACAGGGCGUACAAAGGAGGUUUGUUCUCAAUGAUAAUCAUCACCAUCGUGUGGGUGUCCAUAUUUUUGUACAUAGCGUUCUAUUAUGCGUACAUGCCGUCGCUCGUGUUGAGCCGACCUAUUCACAUGCAAUUCAAAUCCUGUUACAGCAGUAAAGGUUUAUGUGAUUAUCCAUCAGCUCAUAUUAAACUUUCCAAAAAUCAGCAAAUGCUAAUGAUUGGUCAAAAAUAUAAAAUGAUUGUUCAUAUUGAGUUACCAGAAUCUCCAGUAAAUGAAGAAAUUGGAAUGUUUAUGGUAUGCAUUCGUUUGAGUGAUAAAUACAGUUAUCUAGUAUCAUCUUCCUGUCGAUCUAGUAGAUUAAAGUAUAAGAGUAAUCUUUAUCGUAUUAUUCAUACACUUUUCAUGGCCCCAUUUUACUUGAUAGGAUUGUCUGGAGAAAAUCAAGUAAUACAGUUGGAAAUGUACUCAGAUUUUGAAGAAGAUCAAUUACAUCCAAUCACAGACAUUUAUUUAGAGAUUUUGGAUCAUGAUAUUCAAAUUUACUCUUCUAAAAUAAACAUUAUUGCUAAUUUGAAAGGUUUACGGUACCUGAUGUUUCAUUGGCCAAUAUUAUCUGCCUUUUUAGGAAUUGGAUCAAAUCUUUUAUUUGUAUUUUUUGUGUUUUCAAUGUCAUGGUCACAUAUAUAUGGAUCAGAAGUUUAUAGAAAUGAAUCAAAUGGUAUUUUUAGCCGAAAUAUAUUUAAAUCUGAUUAUGAACAGUUAGUUGAAUUAGAUUCUGAGGAUGAAUCGGAAGAAUCCGAUGAAAUAUGUAAAAAAGGUGUUUUGUCUUACAGCUACUUAGACUCAGAUCUAAUGACUCCUGAGCAAUAGAUUAUAUUUAAAUUUACUACUGUUUAUACAUAUUUUGAUAUGUUUACCUACUAGUUAAUAGUAUUUUUAGGGGUUCAAUUUGGGUAAUAUU